AUGGCACCUUUACAAAAGAAGCAGCAGACCUUAUCUGCUUUCUUCAAGAAGCCUCCGUCUUCUCCAUCUGCCACGCCCGCUCAAGGAAUACCCUCCGAAGAGGAUGACGACGAGGUGUUGUUACCUACCGCAAAAAGGCGCAGAACUACUCCCGUCACUGGAGACGUGGACAGGUUUGGUGAGCACGAAAGAGAUGGAAUUGUCGAGAACCCGGGGGUGUUGAGACCGGUUGCGGCCGAUGACCAGACGACUCCCCUAACCUCCAACGAAACCUCAGGGACUGGAAGAACGUCAAAAUAUCUAUUCUCGUCAUCGCCUCUCCAGGAAACCGAGGAAUGUGGAGGCCCAGAAAAGAAGAGAAAGGACGAAUUACAUCGGAAAUUUGUGAAGAAACUUGGAAAUCCAGAUAGCAUUGCUGAAAUCAAAAGGAGGAAUCGAGCAAUAGAAGAGGAUACAGCAGACCCGGAAAAUGAAGAUGGAGAGGAAGAACUCCAUGAAGAAGUGCCAAAAUCGAUGUCUCACGCUAGAGCAGGAGUCAAAAAGGGAGGAAGUAAAUUGACGCCGAUGGAAAAACAAGUCAUAGAAAUCAAAAGGGCUCACAUGGACACCCUACUGGUUGUUGAGGUCGGUUACAAGUUUCGAUUCUUUGGGGAAGAUGCAAGAAUUGCGGCGAAAGAGUUAAGCAUUGUGUGCAUACCGGGCAAGUACCGGUUUGACGAGCAUCCGUCCGAAGCUCAUCUGGAUCGAUUCGCUUCUGCUAGUAUUCCUGUUCAUCGAUUACAUGUCCAUGUCAAACGGCUGGUCACCGCAGGCCAUAAAGUCGGAGUUGUUCGCCAGCUUGAGACUGCUGCCCUCAAGGCUGUUGGUGACAACAGAAAUGCACCAUUCGUUCGAAAACUCACAAAUCUCUACACCAAAGGCACUUAUAUCGAUGAUAUUGAGGGUAUCGAAGAGGAUAGCAGAGGAAGCCCUUCACCACAAUCACCGUCCACUGGCUUUCUGCUUUGCAUGACCGAAGUCAACGUCAAGGGUUACGGAAAUGACGAAAAGGUUCAUGUUGGUCUAGUGGCUGUCCAACCUGCAACAGGGGAUGUUAUCUUUGAUGAUUUUGAAGACGGUUUCAUGCGCAGCGAGAUCGAAACAAGACUACUCCACAUCGCUCCCUGCGAGUUUUUGAUCGUGGGUGAACUCUCUAAAGCGACGGAAAAGCUUGUCCUUCACUUAUCAGGGAGCAAGACAAAUGUGUUCGGGGAUAAGAUCCGAGUUGAGCGAGUGGCGAAGCAGAAAACCAUGGCGGCACAAGCACACAGCCAUAUAUCGACGUUUUAUGCUGGAAAGUUGAAAGAAUCAGGUUCCGAGCAAGGCAAAGCAAUCAAGACAUUCGACAAGAUUCUAGGUUUGCCCGAGAACGUUUCUAUCUGUCUAUCGGCCAUGAUCAAUCACCUUUCUGAAUAUGGACUUGAACAUGUCUUCCAACUCACCAAAUAUUUCCAGCCGUUUUCAGCCCGCUCUCAUAUGCUGUUGAAUGGCAACACAUUGACGAGUCUGGAGAUAUAUCAGAAUCAGACGGAUCGUACCACUAAGGGAAGCCUUUGCUGGAUGAUGGAUCGGACACAAACCAAAUUCGGUGGGAGACUGCUUCGAAAAUGGGUUGGCCGACCUCUUUUGGAUCGGCAAGGCAUCGAAGAACGACUGAACGCUGUUGCAGAACUGCUUGACCCAGAAAAAACCGCCAACGUUGAGAAACUGAGGCGUGUUCUGUCUAAAAUCAGAACGGACCUGGAAAAGAGUUUGAUAAGAAUCUAUUACGGCAAAUGUUCGAGGCCUGAAUUGUUGAAUGUUUUGCAAUCACUUCAAUUCCUAGCCAGUGAAUUCGCACACGUUACCGGUGCUGCAUCUACCGGCUUCGAUUCUACCAUCAUCUCAUCCGCUAUGACGUCUCUGCCACUGAUCUUAACAGACGUAGUGGCAUAUCUUGACAAAAUCAAUCUUCAAGCGGCGAAAUCUGACGACAAGUACGAGUUCUUCCGAGAUGGUUCUGAAACAGACGCGAUUGCAGAACAUAAAUUUGGCAUUGCGGGCGUCGAGCACGACUUGGAUGAAUUUCGCACAACCGCCGCUGAGAAAUUGGGGAAGAAGCGACCGGUCGAUUAUGUAACCGUGGCGGGAAUAGGUUACUUGAUUGAAGUCGAGAACAAUUCUGCUACAAUUAAAAAGGUCCCUGCUUCCUGGACGAAGAUUUCAGGGACCAAAAAGGUCUCAAGAUUCCAUCCACCUGAAAUUGUCAAGUUGUUGCGUGAACGCGAUCAGCAUAAAGAAUCUCUCGCAGCGGCUUGUGACAAAGCAUAUAAGGACCUCCUUGCCGACAUCAGCACGAAAUACCAGCUAUUUCGGGACACCAUUCAAAGCCUAGCAAUCCUGGAUUGUCUUCUUUCGCUUGCGAAUGUGGCGUCUCAACCAGGCUAUGUCAGACCCGAUUUCACUAACGGCACCCAGAUUUGUGUCGAGGGAGCUCGCCAUCCCAUGGUUGAACAACUUCUAAUCGACACAUACGUCCCGAACAAUAUCUCCAUCUCCCAAGAAGCAACGCGAGCUCUACUUGUGACAGGUCCAAACAUGGGUGGCAAAUCUUCCUACGUGCGCUCCGUCGCCCUCAUCUCGAUCAUGGCGCAAAUCGGCUCAUUCAUCCCGGCCACGUCCGCGACACUGGGCAUUCUCGACGCCGUCUUCACGCGUAUGGGCGCCUUCGACAACAUGAUGUCCGGCGAGAGUACUUUUAUGGUGGAGCUGAGUGAGACAAGCGAUAUUCUCAAGCUGGCGACGGAACGCAGCCUCGUCGUCCUCGACGAACUCGGCCGGGGCACUAGCACGCACGAUGGGGUCGCAAUUGCAGCCGGCGUGCUCGAUUACCUCGUUCGUGAACGCAAGUGUCUCACCCUUUUCAUCACGCAUUACCAGAUGCUGGCGCACAUGGCAAAUGGCUUCCCACGUGGCGAGUUGAGGAAUGUCCACGUGCGCUUCACGGAGGAGGACGACGAAAAUGUCACAUUCUUGUAUGAAGUUGCCGAAGGCGUGGCCCAUCGCAGUUACGGAUUAAAUGUGGCGAGGCUGGCAAAUAUUGGUCAGAGCGUCAUUGAUAUGGCAAGAGAAAAGAGUGCAGAGCUCGAGACGACUACCAAAGCGAGGCAGAUUGCUGCGAUGGCGAGGAUGCUAGCCGGCACGGAUGUGCGAGAGGUAGGAACGGAGAGGCUCGAUGCGCUCGUUGAAGGGAUUGAGAUGCUUUGA
This is a messenger RNA of Rhinocladiella mackenziei CBS 650.93, 3285 nucleotides long. RefSeq lists its product as uncharacterized. Gene Ontology annotation, molecular function: ATP-dependent DNA damage sensor activity; mismatched DNA binding; ATP binding. Bases 1 to 3285 code for a protein of 1094 amino acids. Gene Ontology annotation, biological process: mismatch repair; mitotic recombination. NCBI's taxonomy places the organism in Eukaryota, Fungi, Ascomycota, Eurotiomycetes, Chaetothyriales, Herpotrichiellaceae. The record is from RefSeq and is a predicted model, not a curated record. The transcript has a single exon. Gene Ontology annotation, cellular component: nucleus.